AUGCCAGUCACAACCAAUAUUUUAUCUGUCAACCCAGGUCCGAAUCACACACUGAGUGAGUUCUUAGAUACCGGUCGAGGUAGUGAUGUCGUUGGCUUGUCGGAAUUAAAGAAAUACUUCCACCGCUUUGGGUACCUACCAGCAACUGAACCGAAUUUCACCGAUAAUUUUGAUGAGCACUUUGAAUCAGCUGUCACUCUAUACCAGUCGAAACUUGGGUUACCUACAACUGGUAGACUCGAUUCCGCUACUCUAUCUCAAGUUAUGUCACCAAGAUGCGGUGUGCCUGAUCAGAAUGAUGAUCAUAACAAGUUACAUGCAACUAAACACUACUCGUUUCUGAAGGGCCGGCCGAGUUGGAAUCAUUCCAUCGUGCCAUUGAUGUUAAAUUACGCAUUAUCGCCGGAACAUAUCAUCGGUUACAUUAACAUAUCAGACAUUCGUGUUGCCCUUGAGCGGGCUUUCUCGACGUGGUCCUCAGCUAUUCCAGUUGAUUUUACAGAAACUCAGGAUUACGAGCAUGCUAACAUCACCAUCGGUUUUUACUAUGGCGAUCAUGGGGAUGGGGAUCCAUUUGAUCCUACGGUGCUUGAACAUGCAACUGGUCCGGGACCAGACGCACAUUUACAUUUCAACGCAGCGCUUACUUGGGCAAUUGAUUUCAGUUCAGAGAAAUCAAAAAAUGCCUAUGAUUUGGAAAGCACGGCUGUACAUGAAAUCGGGCAUUUGUUAGGGCUGGAUCAUUCAAAAAUUAGCCAAGCAAUCAGGUGGCCUUACGGAGGCGCUAGAGAGAAACACGUACACUUGUCUCUGGACGAUGUCAAUGGUGCUCAAGCUCUCUACGGCAAAAGCCCAAAUUUUAAAUUAGAUUCUCCUGAAGGAAAAGAAGUGGCUAGUAGCGAUCAGUCUUCUUCUUCUUUUGGUGUCACAGAAGGACUUAAAUGCUUCAAAGACAGCGCAGUAGAUCCUGAACAAGCUGAAGCCAAAUCUCUUUCGGAAGGUGCUCUAUGGGCCAGCGAAAAAGGAGUGGAGAACUUAUGCUUGGAAGGAGAUCUUCAUAAUGUCAAGGCUAUUAAUGGAAAUUUAGAUGUAAUAAAAUGGACAAUCAAAAACUUAAUCAUGAACUGGGUAAGGUUUUGA
Papaver somniferum (opium poppy) is the source of this 1140-nucleotide messenger RNA. Its product is annotated as metalloendoproteinase 4-MMP-like. Bases 1 to 1140 code for a protein of 379 amino acids. Gene Ontology annotation, biological process: extracellular matrix organization; collagen catabolic process; proteolysis. The record is from RefSeq and is a predicted model, not a curated record. Gene Ontology annotation, molecular function: metalloendopeptidase activity; zinc ion binding. The transcript has 2 exons. Gene Ontology annotation, cellular component: extracellular matrix. NCBI's taxonomy places the organism in Eukaryota, Viridiplantae, Streptophyta, Magnoliopsida, Ranunculales, Papaveraceae.